This is a messenger RNA of Helianthus annuus (common sunflower), 939 nucleotides long. RefSeq names its product cytochrome c oxidase subunit 6b-1. Lineage: Eukaryota; Viridiplantae; Streptophyta; Magnoliopsida; Asterales; Asteraceae. The transcript has 5 exons. The record is from RefSeq and is a predicted model, not a curated record. Gene Ontology annotation, cellular component: respiratory chain complex IV; mitochondrion. Bases 117 to 680 code for a protein of 187 amino acids.
CAAAUUCCAACUUUUAAUUAAUAAGAAAAAAAGGAAAAUAAAUCGCCCCCUUUGUGUGCCGACAUUGUCGAAUUGAGAGUAACCUAAUCCCUCAAAUCUCGUCUCUGAAUCCAUCUAUGGCGGAAUCCGAUAACCCCAAAUCUCUCUCUCAGGAUUAUCUGCUUAAGGAUGCAGAAGAGAAGGUGAAUGUAACUACAGAAUCCGAAGCCAAAAGUGCUGGCAACGAUUCUGUUGAUGCAGCUCCCGCACCACCUGUCACUACAAAUCCGGUCGAGCCACCUGUCACCACUGCAGUCGUUGAAAGUGUCCCCGAAUCUGUAGAUGCUUCUACCACCGAAGAAACUGUUGCAGCAGCCGACAAGUCUGAUAAUGAUGUCACUGAGGCGUCACCUGCUGCCACUGAAGAAAGCAGCGAAAAUACCGAGAAAGAAAACACUGCUGAUGAAACACCUGAGAUUAAGCUAGAGACGGCACCUGGAGAUUAUCGGUUUCCAACUACUAAUCAAAGCCGACACUGCUUUACCAGAUAUGUUGAGUACCAUAGAUGCGUGGCUGCAAAGGGAGAAGAUGCUUCUGAAUGCGAUAAAUUUGCAAAAUAUUAUCGCUCACUUUGCCCAGGCGAAUGGAUAGAUAGAUGGAACGAGCAAAGAGAGAACGGGACGUUUCCAGGCCCGCUGUAAAACCCCAGGUUACAAUUUGGUUUGGUUUGGUUGUUAAGAGUGAGAAUUGAGAAAUGGAACUCGAAACGACCUCAACAUUUUAAUAAAACAAUUGUUGUUCCGUGUUUUAAAUUGAGGGAGGCUAGAAACAUGUCGGCGUUUGAUGCCAUUACUCACAGGUUUUGUUAAGAUCAUAAGCUUUAAAUGCUUCAAACUUUCAUAUAAUAAUGUUUCGAAUCGUCAUGCGUUUGGGCGAGCGUGUCGCAUGUUACGUUGCUAA